This is a messenger RNA of Phytophthora sojae, 2211 nucleotides long. RefSeq lists its product as hypothetical. The record is from RefSeq and is a predicted model, not a curated record. The coding region runs from base 1 to 2211 and encodes 736 amino acids. Lineage: Eukaryota; Oomycota; Peronosporomycetes; Peronosporales; Peronosporaceae. The transcript has a single exon. Gene Ontology annotation, molecular function: metal ion binding.
AUGGAGGAAGCGUCGCCGCCCGAGCGGGGGAAACCGAAGGCGCUGCCGGAGUCAGCGCGCGCGCAUGUCCCCAGUGUUCGAGUGGCGCUCACGCCCACUCUCGCCCAGAAGAAGCGCCGGGUCAAGGCGAAGAUGCAGCUAAGCUUACUGGACGACCACAUGGCGCCCGCGCUCCGGGAGCAGGUCCGCACGGCCAGGCAGAGGUUCGUGCCCGACAGCGAAGACGAAGAGACGUCCACUUCUGCAGCGAUCGGUCCAGCAGCCUCCUCGUCCGUGCCGUCCACUCCCGCCGCAGCGCUGAGGUUCAUGGCACCGCCGCCGAGGCUCGUGACGAGCGUCUCGGAGGGCCGCGCCAACGCUCUGCCCAGCAGGAGGAGGCACCUGUCUCCGCAGCAGUCUUUUCAACCCAACCGACUAGUGACUCCAGCUUCUCAAGCUCCAGUGGUGCCUGCGGGGGGGCCUUAUCUUACCAGAGAGAAGCUGCUCCGCCGCCAGUUCGGGGCUGUGCCGGAGCACAACAAGAGCUCCGAGUCGCUUUCGUCCGCGACGUCGCUUGCCCCCAGCGAGACGGCGGCUGGAGCUGCGAUCGCGCUGGAACAAGGACUGAUGUCGUCCACGACGUUCUCCAGCUCGGCCGUUCUGACGGACGAUAAGCUCGUGUCUGUUGCGCGCCGAGCCAAGAAGCAGCUGGAGUCGGUGUCCAAGCGCCAGGUGAUGGUGGGGCGCUGGAAACACAUGGCGCGAUCCAAGCCCGACUGCCAGAUGUUCGAGUCGGUGAGUAAAGCCAAAGACCAGUACAGCGUCGUCGCCAAGAUGAACCUGCCGUGCAGCUUGAGGGAGAUCAUGAGUGUCUUUUCGACGGACAACGCCGCUGAGUUCCACCGCAGCAUGGAGGCGGUCUUUGGCGACCAGUAUGUCUACGGAGUCAAUGUUCGCACUGUGGAUUGCAAUUUGUACGUUGGGGCGGGCAACGCAGCCUUGCAUCCGCAUGCACAAGCCCGACGAGCCUCUGAGCCUGCAACCUGGCGAAUAAGUGAAGGGUCUUCCAGUUGCCGGAUACCCCCUCUUCGCUCCGCCAAGCUGAAGCUCAACGCCGUGUCGCUUAUGCAGAAGCAGCGGCUGGUCUGGAAACAGCGCAGCAUGACGUUCCUGGACUACCUGGAGGAGAAGAUUGAGGCCAAAUCGCUCACACGCGUGAUGCAGACGAUGGAUAUGCAGGACGAAGACCUGGAGUUUAGCACUGUGACGAUGUCGUCACCCACGGCUGCCUCGAGUAGCCAGGAAGGCUGCUAUCACCAGCAUAAUCAGCACGGAAUCGACGCUCGACAGGAACUGAAAGGGAUACUGGCAGGGUACGUCGUCCAGGAAGACUCAGAGGAAAAGUUCACGCGCUUCUUCUUCUACGCGACGCACCACCACCACCCACGGCACGACCAAAGUAAGAUGCCUCGGUCUGCUGUCCAGCUCCUGCGCGCGAUGGUGAACAAGGUGUCGCUACUCGAGACCGUUGUUCUACGCCGCCGUUUGGGCUACUACCCGCUAUCUCGGUUACCAACGUCCUCUGACGAGGCCAACAUGGCUUCGUACUGCGCAACAUGCUACACCCCCUUCAGUAUGCUGCGCAAGAAACAUUUUUGCAGGCUCUGUGGACACUACACUUGCCGGAAGUGCUCGGAUCUUCAGGAUGUCGAGAAGACUGUGGGGCUUGUGGAGAGACACCGCGUCUGUGUGUCGUGCGUGCGCUGUGUGAGCUACUGCGUGUUCAGCAUGUGCACCUUUCCCCCUAAGGUCGCGUCCAACGUCAAUGGAGGCAGCUGGACUUCUGCGCGGUCUCAGCAACCCACCGAAAUCGCCGAGGAUGGAGAAGGCUUUGACUACGACCCGCCUAUUAUGGAUGAUCUAGCGACGACAGACAUUGAAGACAUGAAGGUCGCUCAUCCAAACCAAGCCGGAGGAGCUCUGGUCGGCUUCGUGUCGGAACUGCUGCAUGGGAAGGAGAAAAAGCAAGACCUCGCAACCCAACGGAAGCAGCGACUGCAACUUACAAUCGAUGAUCUAUCCGCUUGGGCUCCGGGGCCUCUACUCGACGGCCAGAGUACACCGAAAGAGUCGAUCUCUCUUCUCGACAGCUUCUGCACGUCGCACUCGUCAGCCAGCUCACGCUCGCGAGAUUUACCAUCGUGGAUGACGCCUUCGCCAACGGGAGCGUAA